AUAGUUUAUGAUAGGUUGUCUGAUUUACUUAGAACUUCGAUUUUAUGUACAGUUUUAUUUUUGUAAUGGUUAAUUUAAAAAUGUUUACAUAUAGUGUUUCGAGCUCAGAAGUUAACUUUUAAAGUAAUUUAGUGUUUUGUAUAGAGGUGAACAAAAUCCUAUUUCUACUAGCAAUAAAUUUCUCCAAUAAUUAGCGUCAGAUAAUUCUAAUGCAACAAACGAUGGAAAUCAAAUUGAAGAAAAAAAAAGAGAAACAUCGCACCGAAGGAAAUUUAAGUAGUGUUUAUUUUUGUUGCAAAGAGUUAGCUGAUAUAUAUUUUAAUGCUGAACGUUAUGAUGAUGCAUUAAAUGAAUAUCAUGAGAUGAAACAAAUUUCAUUAGAAAGUAAUUGUAAGCUUGAUGUUGGAAGGGCAGAUAGAAUGAUAGGUGAAGUGUAUUGUGAGAAAGGAGAGUUUAAUAAAGCAAUCACCCAUCAGAAAAAUCAUUUAUCCAUUGCCCGUCAAGAAUCUGAUAAGAUAGAAGAACAAAGAGCUCUUGCCACUCUUGGAAGAACAUAUUUUUUACUUGCAGAAAGUGUUCCAAAUAGUAACUCAGAAAUGCGUACAACAGCUCUCAGUGAAGCUAAAAAAUUUUAUAUGAAGAGUUUGGACAUUUGUCAUGAACUAACAGAAGAAAAUAUUAGUACCAGACAGAGAAUGGAAAUGACUGGAAGACUUUUUUUAAAUAUUGGCCUUGUACUCGACUGUCAAAAUCAUUAUGAUGAUGCAAUUCAUCAUAUGCUUAAAGCUGUUGCCAUUUGUAAAAAGCUUGAUCUUUGGGAAGAUUUAUAUAGAACAUAUACUGCUCUUGGUUCUAUUUACCAUAAACAUAGUGAUAAAAAUGAAGCUUUAAGAACAUAUGACCUAGCUGUAGAUGUAGCUGAACGUUUAACUAAUAAAAUUCAACUUGUAUGUGAACUUCUUUUGCAGAAAACAGAUGUAUUAUUGGAUUUACCAGAUCUUCGUGGAGCUAGACAAGCAUUACUUAGAGCUUACAAGUUGAAGCCUUCUAGUAAAAGUUUGAAGGCUGAAAUAGAAAAAAAACUGAGAACAGUUGCUGCAAUGUGUGAAUUUGAGGAUAAGCUUACAGAUCUGCCUCCAGAUAAUAGCUUUGAAGAAAGAAAAAAAUUAUAUGAAAAUCUGGGAGAUGCAGCAUCUGAAUUCAACAACUAUAGUCUAGCCCUCACAUACUAUCAUUUAAUGCUAGAAUGUGUUCAGAAGUGUGGUAAUAAGAAAAAAGAUCUAAUUGAAUCAUUUGUGUCACUAGCUCAGACUUAUAAAGAUAAUAAUCAAUUGUCUAAUGCUUUACAAUAUUUCAAAAAAGAACUUGAAUUAGAAGAAACAAAUUCUCCUGAGGCAUGCAAAACGCUAUUAAAUAUUGCUGAAAUAUACCAACUUCAGGAAAAUGUUGAAGAAAUGUUAGCAACAUACUCCAAAGCAAAAUCUAUUUCAUCUGAAUCAAGUGAUCUAAAGCUAAAACGAACAGUAUUAAAAUCUUUGCACUAUGCUUUAACUACAGCCAAUAAAGUUAGUGAGGCUGAAGAAGUAAAAAGAGAAUUGAAUGAUUUACAGCUAGAUGUUCUCAUGGAUUCUAGUGAUGAGGAAGAAGACAAUACAAUAAUGUUUGGAGCUAACAUUUGUAUUGAUGAUUUAUCUGAUGAAGAAGCAGCCAAUGAUGUUUCAAAGAAGGCAAAACUUUCUCGAACAAGAGUCAGGCAUAAAGGAACACUUGAGAAAAAAAAUGAAAAAGGUGAAACACCACUUCAUGUUGCUGCAAUUAAUGGGAAUGUUGGUCUUGUCAAAAGAUUGAUUGAACAAGGUCAUAGAGUGGAUGUAAAAGAUUAUAGUGGUUGGACUCCUCUACACGAAGCAUGUAAUCAUGGUCAUUUAGAAGUAGUUAAAGUUUUACUUGAUAACAAAGCUCCUAUCAAUGAUCGUGGUGGUGCUCAUUGUGAUGGUGUCACUCCUCUUCUAGAUGCUGCAUCAAAUGGAAGUCUUGAUGUGAUAGAACUUCUCUUGAGCUAUGGUGCUUCACCUCUUAUGAGAACUAAUAGGGGAGAAACAGUUUUAGAUUGUCUCUCAUCAUGGAGAGAACGUCGAUAUGCUGAAUUAGGAGUAGAUUUGGAUCCUAUAACAGGUGCUCAUUAUGACUCAGUUUAUAGUAGCCUAAAACAAACUCUAGAAAAAGCAGGCCAAAAAGUGGAUGAUAAGCUUGAACAAAAGCAGUAUUCAUGUAGGACCUAUAAUGAACCAUCUACUUCCCAUAGAAGGAAUAUAAGUCAGCCUAAACAAGUAUGUUUCGAAAAAAAAGAAUCAACAACUGAAGAUUAUCAGAGUACCAUGAAAGCUCUGAGAGGCAGAAGCAGUAAUGAAAAGCUAGUCUCAUUAAGAACUAACAAAACAUCAUUUCCUGCUCUGUUAGCUGAAGAAGAAACGGUUGGAGAUGAUUGGCUAGAAAUUGAUAUAGACAUGCAAAGGCCUAGCAAAAAACGGCGAACUGAUGAUUUAAUAUUGAAUGAAAGAAAUAAAGAAAAUGUAUUUAAAAAAAAUAGAUCUAUUUCUUUUGAAAGUGAUGAGGAGAAACCAGUUGUUGAAGAGUUAGAUUUAAUCGAUGAUAGCAGUAGUGAUAUGGACCAAUUGAAUCGAGAUAAUAGUGAAAUUGAAGAUACAUCAAUCAUAUCCUCUCAGAGAUCUGAUUCUUCAUCACAAAAUCAAAGAGCUAGAUUAAAAGAAAUGACUAAUCUUAAGAAAAAACAAACAUCCCUUUUGGCAACUGGUGUUAUAAAAGAAAAGAUUUCUAAAACACCUAGCAAUAGUAAUAUUAAUAUAUCAACUGAACCCUCAUUAGUGUCUCAGCAAACAACUUUUACUUGUAUAAAAGUGAGGAUUGAAGAUAAAACAAUUGUAGUGCCUAUUCCACAAAGUAGCUUUGAAUCACUGUCCAUUUCUUGGCUUGCCAAAGAAGCUGCUGAUCGAUACAGGAGGCUCGAAGGCUCGGAGCCAGUGUUAAGACUCGAAAUGGAUGAUGGAGGACUUUUAGUCGGGUCAGAUCCUUUAGCAAUACUGAUGGGAAUAUCUCAAAUCCAUGCUCGUGUUUCAUCUUGGAAAGUUUUAUCUUUGACUGGACUUUACAAAGAAGCUUGUGACAAUGCUAACAUACUUGUAGAUGAUGAGUUGAAUGAUAUUCUAGAAGCAUGUCAGGCCACUGGAUCAGCAGCAUUCGAUUAUAUGUAUCUUGAGCGCAAACAGCUUACUCCUAUUUUUCAUACUCUCUCUCACCAUCCACCUCUUCAAUUCUUAUCUAUUACUGGCACCAAUAUUUCUGAUAAUUUUGUUUCAGUAUUAGCAGAAUGUGUUGCAAAGUUGGCACAGCUUCGAUCGCUAGACUUGAGUAAUAUUAACAUAACAUCAAAAGGUCUUGAAGUGAUUUGUAAAGCAGUUAAAAAACAAAAUGGAUUCCAGAUGCUUGAAAAAUUAAAAUUAGGGUAUAACCCUCUUGGAGAUUGUUUGAGACCAUUAGCUGAAUUAAUGAGUUUAGUUCCUCGCCUACGAUACUUAGCAUUGCCUUCAGUUGGGAUCACCACACGCUCAUUUUCAUCUUUUAUUCAGUUUACCCUGGAAUGCUUGGAAGUAUUGGAUCUUAGCUUUAAUGAAAUUGGAGAAGGCCUCACAGAUAUUCUUGGGAGGUUAGAGGCACAGACUAUCAUUGAUUUGAGACUGUCAAAUACAGGUUCCCAUACCAUCCGUGAAAUAGGGUUUUAUUUACAGCAUUACACUCCUCUUUCUCUGAGAUCUCUGGACCUUUCUUUUUGCCCUACUACACAAAUUGAAAUAGAUUGUCUUAUUAAAGGUGUGAACAUGUGUAAACAUCUUGACAAAUUAUUAUUGGAUGGAUUAGGAGAGAUUACUAUUAAUAUUGAUGACUUGUCAAUUAAAGAGCUUAGUAUUUGUGGAACUAAAUUUAUCAGUGGAACAACUCUUCCUGAUCAACUUAAAAAGUUAUCUUUAACACAAUCUGGUCCAAUAUGUUCUCCAUUAAAUAAAGGACCCUUUGGGUUAGGUAGAUUAACUAGUUGAGGUUAAAAAAGAAGCAAGAUGGCCUUAAUAUUGCUUGGUGGACAAAUUAUAAACAUUAAUUACCUGUAAAUUACAAGAGAUUAUUUUUUGACUGAUAGUGAUACUAUUGGUUCAAUAAUUGUUAAUAAUUUAUUUUUUUAUGAAGCUAACUUGUAAUUAUGUAUAUUAACUGGAUUGAAUUUAAAAAAUAUAUAUAAAUGCAGAAAUAAAAUUAUUUUUUUUGUAAUUUCAAAUAUUAUAUAAUGGCUAAAAUGGCCCAAGUGGUUGAACAGCCUGAAUUGUAAAUAUAAAUUAAUAAAAUAUAUAUAGAAAUAAAUUAUUUUCCAGUUGUGUUAAAUGUUUUUAUGGAACCUAUUAAGAGAAAAUGAUAAUUAAAACCUGAAGAGACGAAAAUUUAGAUAAAUUAAGUAUUUAAUUAUCGAGACUAAAAAGGCCUUUUUCUACAGAUACUUAUUACAGUCUCUUUCCCAAGAUCCUCUUGGGUCAUCAUGAAUUGUUUUUUUAUUAGAGCA
Messenger RNA from Nezara viridula (southern green stink bug), 4627 nucleotides. The record is from the annotation of a GenBank genome assembly. NCBI's taxonomy places the organism in Eukaryota, Metazoa, Arthropoda, Insecta, Hemiptera, Pentatomidae.